Molecule: messenger RNA, 1510 nt
Organism: Trichechus manatus latirostris (Florida manatee)
Lineage: Eukaryota; Metazoa; Chordata; Mammalia; Sirenia; Trichechidae
Gene: MAD2L2
Product: mitotic arrest deficient 2 like 2
Exons: 8
Coding region: 590-1225 (211 amino acids)
Cellular component (GO): zeta DNA polymerase complex
Source: RefSeq, a predicted model, not a curated record
GGGGUGGGCGCGGUUUGAACGGCGGGCGCUAGGACCCGCCGGAGCGCAGCGGACGUCAGCGAGCUGCGCCGUUGCCGCGGGUUGAGCCCGAGGCGUGAGUGUUGCGGCCUGCGGCUCCUCGCGCCCGGGCUGGAACUGAGGCCGGAGCCGGUACCCGGGAGGGGAGAGGGGCCGGGUUCCCACUAGGGAGGGAUCCGGCGGGUAAGGGGCGGAGACUCAGUCCAACCUAGUUUCACUUUCCGGGUGUCCAGCUCUGCGCCCCGGCCCAGCACUUCCAGCAGUGUCUCUGCACCUGCUGCCCGGCACUCCUGCGGGCAGAGCGCCGGCCUUUCCUUUCCCAGAGACAGCGCGGCGAGGGGGCGCGGGCCGCCGGUGGAUAGAGGCUGGUCGAGGCGCACCUGAUGCCCCUAAGCUGCGACGCCGGCGUGGAGGGGUCCCUCCCAGCUGCUCUCUGUGAAGAGGGCCAUCUUACCCAAAACCCCCCGACAGAGGGGAGGGGACAGGAGGUGGAGGCGGGCCCUGCCGCUGCCUGGGCCUUCGGAACUACAGCCUGCCCCCGUCGCUGCCCCACCCCCAGGUGGCGGGAAGGAUGACCACUCUCACGCGGCAGGACCUCAACUUUGGCCAAGUGGUGGCCGACGUGCUCUGCGAGUUCCUGGAGGUGGCAGUGCACCUAAUCCUCUACGUGCGCGAAGUCUACCCAGUGGGCAUCUUUCAGAAGCGCAAGAAGUACAACGUGCCAGUCCAGAUGUCCUGCCAUCCGGAGCUGAACCAGUAUAUCCAGGACACGCUGCACUGCGUCAAGCCGCUCCUGGAGAAGAAUGAUGUGGAAAAAGUGGUGGUGGUGAUUUUGGACAAAGAGCACCGCCCAGUGGAGAAAUUCGUCUUUGAAAUCACCCAGCCUCCCUUGUUGUCUAUUAGUUCAGACUCCCUGCUGUCUCACGUGGAGCAGCUGCUCCGAGCCUUCAUCCUGAAGAUCAGUGUGUGUGAUGCUGUCCUGGACCACAACCCCCCAGGCUGUACCUUCACAGUCCUGGUGCACACGAGAGAAGCAGCCACUCGCAACAUGGAGAAGAUCCAGGUCAUCAAGGACUUCCCCUGGAUCCUGGCAGAUGAGCAGGACGUCCACAUGCAUGACCCCCGACUAAUACCCCUGAAGACCAUGACGUCAGACAUUUUAAAGAUGCAGCUCUAUGUGGAAGAGCGAGCUCACAAAAGCAGCUGAGGAUGCACUUGCCCCCCUACUGAUGCCAACCUGUUGGACUUGAGGGCCCCCAGCCUAGGGCAGCACUGCAGGCCCCCGAUUCCAAGUGCUCUUAUUGCCUCUACGUGUGGACUGCCGCCCUCCAGCCCAGGGCUGCACAGGUCUGGUCGCCUUCGUGGACUCCGGGAGGGCAGUGAAGGGUGCUGGGACCUUAAACUCUCAGCCUUCUGCGGCUCAGCUGGCCAACACUGUCUCCAAUACUGUGCUGUGAGCUGUUUCAAUAAAGGGGCCCCAAGGGCUGAGCUG